Molecule: messenger RNA, 1849 nt
Organism: Gossypium raimondii (Peruvian cotton)
Lineage: Eukaryota; Viridiplantae; Streptophyta; Magnoliopsida; Malvales; Malvaceae
Exons: 5
Coding region: 335-1564 (409 amino acids)
Biological process (GO): regulation of DNA-templated transcription
Molecular function (GO): DNA binding; DNA-binding transcription factor activity
Source: RefSeq, a predicted model, not a curated record
CUUAAUUUCCAUUCCCCUUUUCUCACCCGACUCCCUCUCCAAGCAACCCAAAUUUUAUUUUCCUUCAUUUUCUCUCUCCCCAAACAACAAUCGCUUCUCUCUCACUCUUCACAUACAUCUCAUUAUUUCCAAAUAUAUAAAUAAACCAAUUUAAUUAAGAAAUAGCUCCCUUUACCCUCUCUCUAUAUAUUCAUUCAUAGAUCUCGCCACUUCCUUUCUCAUUUCACCUCCUUUUCUCUCAGCUUCAGCAGAUACCAUAAAGGAAUCAGAAGGAAAAAUAAACCAUAGGAAGCAAAAGGGUAGGAUUGUGAGAGGAAAACCAAAAGGAUCAGAAAUGGGUUCGGUUCCCCCAGAACUGAGCUUGGAUUUUAGACCCACUUUUGUACCCAAAACGAUCUGUACUUUUCUCAAGGAGGUUUCACUAAUCGGCAACGUUCCUGACAAGGUUUCAAAACUCGAUGCUUUUGUUAAAAGAUUGGAAGAAGAAAUGAGAAAGAUCGAUGCUUUUAAACGUGAACUUCCUCUUUGCAUGCUCCUUCUCAACGAUGCCAUUGUAGCUUUGAAAGAGGAGUCAGUGCAAUGUAUGUCAAGAAAUGUUGAACCAGUUUUAGAAGAGUUCAUUCCAUUGAAGAACAAGAAGGAAAAUAAUCGAAGUGAAGAAGAUGGUGCCUUAAUCACCAACAAAAAGGAAAAAGAUUCUAACAACAACUGCAAUAAUAAUAAGGACAAGAAAAAUUGGAUGAGUUCUGUUCAGCUUUGGAACACUGAUGAUGAUUAUAGUUCCAUUAGUCACAAACUAGAUUCUAAGAGAAAGGACGGAGAUUCAUCUCAAGGAUGUAAAAAUAGGGGAACAGCAACAGCCUUUAUGCCAUUCAAGAUGAAUUUGGGUUUUGCAGUGAGGAAAGAAGAGAAAGAGGAGAUACCAGUUCAUGGAUUAACGCUUUUGACUCCUGGAAUCAAGAAUCUGAAAGAGGAAUCAUGUUCUACGGGGUCUAGGACAAGUUGUAGCAGAGCAGUUUCUUCUUCUGCCCCCAAUGCUCAGUCCACUUUUCGCUCUGUACCACAGCCACUGUCCCAUCACCAGCAGCAGCAACAACAACAACAACAACAACAGACUGCUAGGAAGCAAAGGAGGUGCUGGUCACCUGAGUUGCAUCGCCGGUUUGUCAAUGCCUUGCAGCAAUUAGGAGGCUCUCAAGUGGCCACUCCAAAGCAGAUUAGGGAACUUAUGCAAGUAGAUGGCUUGACCAAUGAUGAAGUUAAGAGUCAUUUGCAGAAAUACCGACUUCACACAAGAAGAGUUCCAGCUUCCACAACCAGUCCUGCGAAUCAAUCAGUCGUUGUUUUGGGGAGUGGUUUGUGGAUGUCCCAGGAUCAGUACGGAGAAUCCUCGAAGGGGAGCAGUUCCCAGUCUGGCUCUCCUCAAGGACCUCUCCAGCUAGCCACAAACACUGGGGGGACCUCCAAUCCGGGAGGUGACAGCAUGGAAGAUGAUGAAGAUGCAAAAUCUGAAAGCUAUAGCUGGAAAAGCCAUAUUCACAAACCUGGGAAAGAUGAUGUAUAGAGUGUUUAUCCACCAUGAAUUUUGCAGAUAUAAAGUAUACAUGGGAGGAGUUGGCGAUCAUAAAAAUUACAAUACACUAUUACUAUAUUAUACAUAAAAGGAGAAGGAUGUUGAGAAAUGAGAGAGGCUGUGAAAAUUUUGCAGGAUUAGCUUUCCUUCGAUAUCGAAUCAAGUUUAUUUUUUUUUGGUUUUCUUCCGGAACCAGUACAAGAAUUCCAAUUAUAUAUCAUCCAUGUUUUCACCAUUGGAAGAAAUAUGAGCACUGCAGUAUUCCCAUAUCAUAAA